This is a messenger RNA of Haliaeetus leucocephalus (bald eagle), 3126 nucleotides long. RefSeq names its product tumor suppressor candidate 2 (gene TUSC2). Bases 1 to 366 code for a protein of 121 amino acids. Lineage: Eukaryota; Metazoa; Chordata; Aves; Accipitriformes; Accipitridae. Gene Ontology annotation, cellular component: mitochondrion. Gene Ontology annotation, biological process: inflammatory response; regulation of mitochondrial membrane potential. The transcript has 3 exons. The record is from RefSeq and is a predicted model, not a curated record.
AUGACCGCGCCCGCGGCCAGCCACCCCCGGCAGCGGCUGAGCCGGCAGCGGGUGGUCGUUGCAGGCCUCGCAGGGCUGGUGGUGCCGGCCUGUCCCGGCUCCGUCCCCUGCUCGGGGCGCAGGAAGCCGGCAGCGGUCGGCAGGCUCUUACCUAGCCAGCUCCCCUUUCCUCUCGGCAGCUCCAUGUAUUACGAUGAGGAUGGGGACCUCGCCCACGAGUUCUACGAGGAGACAAUCGUUACCAAGAAUGGGAGGAAGCGCGCCAAGCUGAAGAGGAUCCACAAGAACCUGAUACCUCAGGGCAUAGUGAAACUAGAGCACCCUCGCAUUCACGUGGAUUUCCCGGUGAUCAUCUGCGAGGUGUGAGUUACCAGACGUUGCUGCCCGCGGGCGGGAGGCCCUGCCCCACCGCUCCUAGCCUCACCAGGCGAGGCUGCGUCGUGUUCCCACCUGAGGAGGACUCUGGGCGCGCAGCGGGGACGGCGGCUCUCCCCUCGCCUGGAGGUGAGGCAGGACGGAGCAGGCUGGGCUAGGCUUGGCUAGCGCUCCUCGCAGGAGAUGGGUGACCUCGUGCAACGACUGCUUAAAAAUAUCCUCGCUUGAGUCAGAAGACUAAAAUACCUUUUGUAGCCUCUAGCCGACGUUUGAUGGGUAACUGGAACUGCAAACGAGCUGCUGUGUUUGAGCUGUUAAAGGGAGAGCGAGCCUGCACUUCUCGCCAGAGAAAAUCCCCUGCUUCUCAGGUAUGCGGCCCAGAGAGAGCCAGGACAAGGUAAUGCGCUGCCCGGGGCCCCGAGGUCCCUCAGGCCCGGUGGUUAGAUGGCCAGUGUUGCAGUGUGUCGCUUGACGUGGGUGUUAUGUGAUGCUCCCCUGGAUGGGUCUGUUGAUGGAGGAUAAACGGGGCAGGCCGAGGGUGGCCGGUCUUGAAGCACAUCCGGCUGGCUGCUGCGCUCCUCUUGGGAAGGGGAUGGAGAUCAGAUGCCUCUAUCUUGGACCUCGGUCUCUUCCCCCUGUGCGUUUCCCUGCUUAUGCCGGCUCUGGGGAGGUUGGCUUUGCUGCUGCCUGCAGUCUCUCUGCCCGCAGGAGAUCUCUGCGGUCUGUGGCCGCUGCUGGCAGCAGCGAGGUCCCCAGCUCUGCAGCGGACUUGCCUCCCCCGUUAGCAAGCUGGCUCCUGCUGAGUGCCGUCCUUCGCCCGCUGUGGGGUCGGGCUGCUGGGCAAGACAUCUCCUCGUAACGUCCUUGCCCCUGGUGCCGUCUUGAACGUACCUCCUGGUGGGGUGGGCCUGGACAGAGCCAAGCAGGAAGGAAAUCAUCUCUUUGCUCCCCGUCCCCCUAAAACAAUCGAUCGGUGUGCCUGCCCUGGCUUGGAAAUCUCCCUGGCGAUGUGAACUAUGGUUCCUCCCAUGUCCCAGCCGGUGGCAGGAGGAGAGAUGUGAUGCACUUUAAAGGGAGGCUUUCUGCUCCGUCUCGGAAGGUCUUGCUCUUUUCUCCUCUUUCCUCCCGCUUGAGAAGGUUGAGGUCGCCUUGGCAGCACCAAAAAACCUCUCACCCCUGCGUGCAGGCCCUGGGGUGCCGAGCCAGCUGCUGCAGGGCCAGGGAAAGGCCUGACUCGUACCGCCCCUUGCCAGCGCUGGGAUCCACUGCCUCCCUGCUUGACUGCCCCCCGGGGCGGGCAGGCGGAGGAGGACCGGCCAUGGGGCAGCAGGCACAGCUUUAAACUGGGUCAGAGCCUGCUCCCCGCAGCAGCCAGCUCGGCUUUCCUCCUCUUUCGUUCCAGAACUUACUUUCUAAGCACUUCAGACGUUUGCUACCUCGAUUUUUAAUUUAAGCUGCUGGCACUUGGCUGCCAGCCCUGUCAACAUCUACGUUGGAUGUAUCCAUCCCCUUGCCCGCUGAGAGCCGCCCGGGCGUGGGGCCACAUUCUCAGCUUCAGGGAGAUAACAGCGGCGUGGCUGUUGCCGUCUUCCUGUCACCACCUCUUCCCUCCGCGUCCCCCCUCUUCCCUCCGCGUCCCCCCACCCGCUGUUCCCAUCAACAGGAGCGAGCACGAAGGGUGAAGCGGAUGUUCUGGCUGCCACUGGGCAGGGAAGCAGGAGGGCAAGGCUCCGGCAGGGAGCCCGUCUACACUGUGAUGCUGGGCGCUUCUUUUGACAUCUUUUGUUCUCCUGCUUGCUUGAAAGAGUCUUGUCUUAAAACAAUCCCCCACUGAAGUGUUUCUUAUUUGCACCACCUGCUCUCGAGUUUCUCCCGGGCUGGAUCUCCCCGGGAAGGGCAUCCCUCGGGCUCCGCAGGAGAGCAGGAGCUGCUGCCCCCAGGAAGAGGAGAGAAAGCCGUGGCCGGGCUGUCUGUGCCACCUUGCCCCACUGCUGUCUGAGGGCGCGGGAAGCUGCACCAAACCCGCCUUGGGCACGGGGGGGAGGCGGAGGAGGAGCGGGGAGGGGGCCGGUGCCGUUUUCCUCCCCAACAGGGAGCCCCUCGCCUGGCUACCGGCCAAAAAUCUGCUGACAAGGCAAGGCUGGAACCCCGGGGGGGGCAGAGACUGAGACCGGCUUAGCAAGGAUGCUUUUGUCCUCCCUGACAGGCUGCCCACCCUUCCCCCAGGGUGUCAAACAUGCUUCCCCCCAAAAAACACACUUCCUCCCACCCCUUCCACCCCCCUCUGUGUCACCAGAGCAGCAGCGAACCUCCGCAGGCUGCCAACAAGCCGCGUCCUGCCCCACUUCUUCCCAGGCUGGUCCCCCAAGCAGCCAGCCCGCCGGGCCCCCUCCCCUCCCCUGGCCUCCAGCCCUCCUGCAGCAGCAGGGCCUUGGGAGCACCUGGAGGGAUCUUAAAAAUGUGAAGGUCGCUGUAAAUAGUAUCUGUGUCCACUGUGGUGUUGGAGCAAGCAAAAAAAAAAAAAAGGAAAGUUUUCCUCUCAAUUUUUUUUUUUUUUUAAACGAUUUCUGUGCGAUGUCGUGCUUUCCCUUGUAGAUGUAUAGCUGAACCAUACUCACUCACACUAGGCUCCUUGCUCCUCUAGCGUGCGGGUAGGACCCGUGGGUUUGGGAAACGUACACUAUUUAUGGUCCUUCCUCCCAGUGCAUCUGUCCACUUUUGUUAAAUUUCAAUAAAAUUAUUUGUAGAGCC